AUGGAAACACGAAUGACGAUCUCUCAAAAUAAAGAAUUUAUUCGAUACUAUUAUAAUUUUCGGCUCAACUUACAACGUGUUAAAAACCAUCACUAUACAAAAGACUAUCGACAAGCACAACAUGAUGCUAUUUGUAAUUUCAGAAAGCUGAUGGCAAUCGCAAAUCAGGAAGCAAAUGGAAAUAGCCAAUUAAGACACGAUUUCGAAUUAUGGCUAUUGUGGAACUUUGAAUUGAACCAAGAACAUUGCAAUCCGAUAAUGAAUCCAGAAUUAAAUUUUGAUGCAAAGACUAUCGAUGCAUUGAUGGUUGGAAUACAGCAGAAAAAGGAAACUAACAAAAUAAAUUUUGAAAAAGCAUUGCUCGAGUACGAACAUGUUAGAGGAACACUCACAAGACGAAUAGUGCAAAAAUCCCAAGCAAAAUAUGUAGUCAACUUUUUUGGGUCUAUUCUUCGCAAAAUAGUAGCAUUUGAUACAAUAUACAUGUAUGGCUUUUACCAACAUCGAUUGCAAGAAGAGCUCAAUGGAACAAUUCAACGCAUGAAAGAAUUGAAUUUUCCGGAAUUAGUUACUGAUCUGCAAGUACAAUGGCAAACAUUCAAAAAACAUGUACAAAAUACUGAAAAAUUAUGUCAACUGCAAAAAGAAGAAAUAAAUACUGCUUUUAAACAAUGUGAAUUAGAUGACAAACGCACAUUUUUGGAACAAUUAGGUAAUAAAAUCGGUGAAAUUUAUGAAAGUAUACGUGAACAACUACGGCAGAUUCGGAAUAAUGCAUUUACAAUCAAACAGGCUAUGUUAUAUCCGAUAUGUUCACCGAUAGAAAGUAUUAAAAAUAUUAGUCAUGUUUUCUGUCAUCCGAUGCAGACAGCGCGAGUUGCAUGUGAAUGGAUACAUGAUAAUCCAGGUAAAGCAGCAGUGCUUUUCAUCGGUAUUGCAGGUAUCUCAAUUAUUAUCGGAGGUGCUGUUGCGGUGGUUGGUACAGCUCUAUACACUGGUACAUCUAUAUUAAGUUUCACAGCCGCAGAUUUGAUUAUUGGAGGAGCUCUCGCUGGCUCUAUAAUGACCACUACAACAUUCACUGCUGUUGGUGGAAAAGCUGCUAGAGAGAGUGCCUUACAAGCCAAGAGCGCAGUUAAAGCUGAGAUAAUGCAACGACAACAGUCAUUAGAUGAGUUGAACCAUGAAGAAGAACAAUAUCGCCAACAAGCCAGAGAAGCCAUGAGAGAACAGCGAAGAAAAUAUGAAAUACAAAGAAGAGAGACAUCAUUAGAAGUUGUUAACACUAAUGGUACUAGCAAUAGCAGUCACUAUGAACCGUCUACCAUCGAAAGUGAUUCUGAUCGAUUAAAUGAUGCGGUGCAAGAACUGCAGUUUGCAAAGGAAGAUGUAUCCAGAGAACAGGUUGCGAGGUAUAGAGAAGAAAGAACUUUGAAUAAACAUCUUGAAGAUACAAUUAAACAAUAUCAGCUAUUAAAAGAAGCGAUCAAACAAAAACAAAACGACACAAUUAAAACAACAGCAAAACAGUUAGUUUCAACCCUGAAUGAACAAGACCGAUUUGAUGAUGCAACUAAAAUAUUGGAUGCAUUAAAAAAACAAGAUUAUGAUGAAUUACUUUCAAUUAUUGGUCAAUUUAGUUCGCUAAACAGUUCUUUCGAAAAUGAAGUCGGAGAAUCAACAGCAAAUGACACUGUUGAGGCGAAAUAA
Adineta steineri is the source of this 1710-nucleotide messenger RNA. The record is from the annotation of a GenBank genome assembly. NCBI's taxonomy places the organism in Eukaryota, Metazoa, Rotifera, Eurotatoria, Adinetida, Adinetidae.